Gopherus evgoodei (Goodes thornscrub tortoise) is the source of this 3314-nucleotide messenger RNA. It is a transcript of the gene TSPAN13, whose product is annotated as tetraspanin 13. NCBI's taxonomy places the organism in Eukaryota, Metazoa, Chordata, Testudines, Testudinidae. The coding region runs from base 149 to 760 and encodes 203 amino acids. Gene Ontology annotation, cellular component: membrane. The transcript has 6 exons. The record is from RefSeq and is a predicted model, not a curated record.
ACGGCGGGAGGGCGCGUGAGUUCCCAGCGCACUGCGGGCUCCAGCUACCACCUGCCCGCGCCGCAGGCACUAGCCCUCGGGCCCUCGCAGCUCCUGCCUUCGCUCGCUGCAGCCCCCUUCUCCAGCCCCGGCCAGCGGCGCUGGCGAGAUGGUUUGCGGCGGCUUCACCUGCUCCAAGAACUGCCUGUGCGCCCUCAACCUGCUCUACACGCUGGUCAGCCUGCUUCUGAUUGGAAUUGCAGCAUGGGGUAUAGGCUUUGGCCUUAUUUCUAGUUUCCGAGUAGUUGGCGUGGCAGUUGCAGUGGGCAUCUUUCUGUUCCUAAUCGCUCUGGUUGGAUUGGUCGGUGCAGUCAAACACCAUCAAGUGUUACUCUUCUUUUACAUGAUUAUUCUCUUGCUAGUGUUCAUUGUCCAAUUUUCAGUCUCCUGUGCUUGUUUGGCAUUGAACAAAGAUCAGCAGAGCCAACUUCUAGAGGUUGGAUGGAACAACACAAAGAGUGCUAGAAAAGAUAUUGAGAGGAAUCUAAACUGUUGUGGUUUCAGAGACUUCAAUUCAAGUGAAACCUGCUCUGCUGCUUGUGUUAAAGAUAACUCGUGUUCCCCAUGUGCAUCUAUAAUAGAAGAAUAUUCAGGAAUGGUACUGAGAUUUGUAGGUGGCAUAGGACUCUUCUUCAGUUUCACUGAGAUUUUGGGAGUUUGGCUGACUUAUAGAUACAGGAACCAAAAAGAUUCUCGUGCAAACCCUAGUGCAUUUCUUUGAUUGGAAAAUUUCUCAAGGACUGAAUCUUUUUUUUUUUUUUCUUUUUCUUUUUCUUUCCAGUUAAAAUAUGAAUUCUCUAACAAUUGGCUCUUCUGCACGUUAAGGAUCUGAAAGAAAAUGAUUUUCCUACAUGGAGAUGUUUGUACUUGUUAUCUUUAGUUUCCCAUCUUCACCUCUGCGUUCUCUAUCUCGAAAUAGAUAUAUCUAUUCUGUAGCUGAACAGAAUCUGAACGGUUCUGAGAUGGUUAAAUAACUGUCAGAUCACAACAAUUCCUGACGUCUACUGUUUCAAGUUAGUUUUAUUGCCUUUCUUAGUGUUUGUUAGUUAAACCCCAACCAAACCACAAAAAAAUACAACCAACAUAUAUUCUGACGUUACCACUUUCUUGUGUGGUUUUUAUUGUUCUUUUACAAAAAACCACAUACAGAUGCAUCAUUUUAAUUAAAAAAGCAUGUUGGAUGCUGGUAGGGUGAAAUACAGUAAAUUUGUCUUUUCUAUUGAAUCACUGUUUCCCAUUCUGCUAUGUGGGUUAAAAAAUAAUAUAGAGAACAUCUGAAAUAUUUAAACUUAUCAACCCUUUAUUUUGUUUCUUUUCUUUAGAUAAAUUCAAGAUGCCAUUUUAGAUCAUGGAUAUAAACAUAUGUUAAAUGACUUCUAUAGGCUUUAGUUCUGACAUCUUUAGAAUUGCAUUUAAAGAGAAUAAAAACUUUUUUUAUAUUUGUAUCUAAGCAAUUGAGAAUAAUAAUGAAUGAGGAAAACCAUGAAAAUUAACCUAUUGAUACUAAUUUUAAAAGUACUUUAAAAAAUAAAAACUCUCUUGAUAGAUGAAUGAACCUGGUACUAAGACAAUAUUAGAACUGUUAUUGAUCCAUUUUGUUAGUGUAACAAAUUUUGAUUUGAUGUCCAAAGAUUUCUUAAAACUAUUUUUACAGUUAGUUUAAAUUCAUUGUUGUAAUAACUUAUAAAAGUGUGAUACUGACAUUCAUUGUCAAACCUGACCCACCUUCAUCCUUCAGUAUCUAUUUAAAAUACUUGAUUUGAAAUGUAAUUGUAAAAAUAUCAUUGUCAUUUUUGGUAGUUUAAAAAUAAUAAAAAAAAGUGCUUGUACAGGAAUGCUCUCUAAAACUUCAGAAGAAAUCACUGGCCUUGACCAAGUUGUUCAUAUGCUAAAAUAGAUACACUGUCUGACACCGUGCACUAGCUGAGCAGAAGACUUAAUCUUUGAGUUGUAUGAUGUGUUUUUUUAGCAUGCAGUCUUUUGUCUGAAUUAUGAUUAAAUGUCAUGUCUUCAGUGAAGGAUUUCAAUAUAGCUGCCCCUCUUGGCUGAAAUUCCUCCUCUUCUCCUUGUAUGACACUCCAUAUGAAAAACUGGGACGAUGCACAGAAUCAAUAUUUAGGAGAGCAGCUACAGAAGAGCGCAGGCAGCACAGGUUGGAGAGUAUGAGGAAACAAGCAUAAUGUAUGUUGGGGUGGGAUUUUGAAGGGCCUUCACUGAAUAGGAGAUAACUGAACUUAGGGUAGUGAGCAGGUGCUCAGGUACAGAGGUGAUAAGACCCAUAUAGGCAUCCGUAUGCUCAGUUUUUUCUAAACAGAUUGCAUGAGGAUAUCUAGGUAGAGAUUUGAGAUGGGACAGAAGGGAGAAGCAUUAAGAACUUCAUGUACAGAGCUGCAGAGAAGAAGUUAUUUGCAGUACACAAGUUUUUUACUCAUUCUACAAAACCCAGCACUGUGCUACAUAUACUUGAGUGCAGUCUGACAUUUUAUCUGUUAGCUCAGGUGCGGGGGUAUGUGUUCAUACUUGAAGGCAAACCUCUCUUUUUACAGAGCACUCCAGUAAGAAGGUGGAAACAAGUGGCUUUGGGAGUCCUCUAUUAUGCAAAAGCAGCAUUAUAAGUUAAUAAGAUACUGUCAAGAAGUGCUUAUAAUCUAAGGGUCAGUUUACACUAGGAAAAUGGUUGGCAGCAAAGCCCUCUUUCAGUUGGUCCUAAACUGUUUUUUGGCUUAGCUACAGCAGUAGCACAACCAUUUUUAAUACCACUUCAGAGGGGAGUCAGCUGAUGGCUGUUUUUCAACAACAGGUUAAUUUCCUUAUGUAGCUGGAAUCCAUAUUUUAGGGAAAACAUAGCUAGUAAUAAAUGAGGGGAAUGCUGGGAAUGUGAAGGUUACAAUAAAAGUAUGUAGUUGCUCCCAUUUGUGAUUGGUUUUUUUACAGUUCUUUCUUCAUGGUAGUGCUUUAAGUAAUGUUGCUUGCUCUUAGGUGUAUUCUUCCAUAAAACCAUGUAAUGUUGGUUUCCUGAGAGACUAGCAAUUUGCCAAAUCAUGAGACUUUAUCACAAGACUUGCAAUAUUUGGUGGUGGUUUAUUUUUUGUGUGGGUUUUUAUUGAAGCUCCUAUAAUUACAAGAGAAUCCCUUCAUCAUUAUAUAAAAAAGUUUCUAUCUCGGGGGGGGGGGGGGUGGAGGAAAAUCUGAAAACUAGGGCUAUCAAAAAUAAAUUAAUGAUUAAUUGUACUGUUAAACAAUAGAAUACCACUUAAAUAUUUUGGAUGUUUUCU